UCCCGCGUCACGUGGCCCGGGGAAAGGGGGGCGGUCGCGGGCCGCGCUGGGUUCAGUUGUCAGUGUGUGUGGUGGCGGCCGCGGCGGUGGAGACUCAGAGUUCUACCUUGUAAAUACUGUUAUUUGUAUAUACUGUAAAUGAUGACCUCGGUGGGCACCAACCGGGCCCGUGGAAGCUGGGAGCAGACACAGAAUCAGGCACAGCACAAGCAGAGGCCACAGGCCACUGCAGAGCAGAUCCGGCUCGCACAGAUGAUAUCGGACCACAACGAUGCUGACUUUGAGGAGAAGGUGAAACAACUGAUUGACAUCACGGGCAAGAACCAGGACGAGUGUGUGAUCGCCCUUCACGACUGCAACGGGGAUGUGAACAGAGCCAUCAAUGUCCUCCUGGAGGGGAAUCCGGACACGCACUCCUGGGAGAUGGUCGGAAAAAAGAAGGGCAUUUCGGGGCAGAAAGAGAGCGGACAGACAGAACCCAGCGAAGAAGGCAAAGAAAACCGAGAGCGAGAGAGGGAUUUCAGCCGACGACGGAGUGGCGGGUUGCCAAGAAGGAGCCGGGGAGCAAGCCGUGGCAGAGAGUUUCGAGGCCAGGAGAAUGGACUGGAUGGUGGCAAGACAGGUGGAUCGUCCGGAAGAGGCACAGAGCGGGGGCGAAGGGGCCGUGGGCGAGGCAGAGGUGGCUCGGGACGGCGCGGGGGAAGGUUCUCGGCCCAAGGCAUGGGGACGUUCAACCCCGCCGACUACGCAGAGCCGGCCAGCACGGAAGAAGGGUAUGGGAACAGCACCAGCAACACGUGGAACAACACGGGGAGCUUUGAGCCGGACGACGGGACGAGUGCGUGGAGAACCGCGACGGAGGAGUGGGGGACCGAGGACUGGAAUGAAGAUCUUUCAGAAACCAAGAUCUUCACCGCGUCCAACGUCUCUUCCGUGCCUCUGCCGACGGAAAAUGUGACCAUCACCGCUGGGCAGAGAAUCGAUCUGGCCGUGCUCUUAGGAAAGACCCCGUCUUCUCUGGAGAACGAGUCCCCCAGCCUGGAUUCCUCGCAGGCGCCCGCCCUCAGCCAGCCGCUGGUGUUCAGCAACUCCAAGCAGAACACCAUCGCCCAGCCGACUUCGGGGAGCACCUUCUCCCACCACGGCAUGGUGAGCAUUCUGGGGAAGGGGUUCAGCGACGUCGGGGAGGCCAAGAGCAGCGGCACUGCUGCCGCCGCCGCCACCACCACGACCACCACCGGCUCGCAGUUCCUGGAGCAGUUCAAGACCGCUCAAGCCCUGGCCCAGCUGGCAGCGCAGCACCCCCAGCCUUCCGGGAGCGGCAGCGUGGCGGCCUCCUGGGAGAUGGGCGCCGGGAGCCAGCCCUCGCCUCUCGUGCAGUACGACCUGAAGAACCCGCCGGAGACGGCCGUGCACACCCCCUUCGCCAAGCGCCAGGCCUUCCCGCCGGCCUCCGCCAUGAUGGAAGUGUUCCUGCAGGAGAAGCCGCCAGCCGGGGCGGGUCCCGUCUCGGCCGCCCCGCCGCCUCCUUCCUCCCCCCUGGCCAGCAAAACCAACCCCGUCCCCCAGAUGUCUCCGGGCUCCUCCGAUAACCAGUCCUCCAGCCCUCAGCCAGCCCAGCAGAAGUUGAAGCAGCAGAAGAAGAAAACCUCCUUGACGUCAAAGAUUCCCGCCCUGGCCGUGGAGAUGCCCGGAUCGGCAGAUAUUUCGGGGCUGAACUUGCAGUUCGGAGCUUUGCAAUUUGGCUCGGAGCCCGUCCUCUCGGAGUACGAAUCGACGCCGGCCACGAGCGCCUCCGUGAGCCAGUCUCCGGGCAGCCUGUACACAAGUCCUGCAAGCGAGUCUCUGUCCACGAUUUCGUCCAACAAGAGUCAGGAGUCGGGUUUUCAGAGCAGCACCGUGCCUACAGCAACAUAUACCUCCCAGAACAGCGCUCAGGGACCCCUGUACGAGCAGAGAUCCACUCAGACCCGGCGGUACCCGAACUCCAUUUCCUCGUCGCCCCAGAAAGACUUGACCCAGGCCAAGAACGGCUUCAGCUCGGUGCCCCCCACGCAGUUGCAGACCGCACAGACGGCUGAAGGUCCCGCCGGCCCUGCUGUGAAAUCCGACUCCCCCUCGGCCCCCAGCAUCAGCACCCCUCUCGCCGACGCGGUGUCGGCGGCCUCGUUGCUCACCACGGCCACCCAGCACCCCUCUGUGCUCAGCGGCCUGAACCACACCGAGGAGCUCCCCAGCACGGCCACCACGCAACACAGCAGCACAUUACCCGCCCCACAGAACAGUCUCUCCUCCUCAACUUCCACCGGACGCACGUCAACCUCCACGCUCUUGCACACCAGCGUCGAGAGCGAAGCCGGCCUCCAUUCUUCCUCAAGCACUUUCUCCACCUCCUCCAGUACCGUCUCGGCCGCCCCGCCUGUGGUCAGCGCCUCCUCCAGCCUCAGCAACGUCAGCAGCCUGGGCUUGAGCCUCAGCAGUAACUCCACGGUGACGGCCACCACCCGCAGCUCCGUCGCCACGACGUCAGGAAAGGCUCCUCCCAAUUUGCCUCCCGGCGUGCCGCCCUUGCUGCCUAACCCCUACAUCAUGGCCCCGGGGCUGCUGCACGCCUACCCGCCACAGGUUUAUGGCUACGACGACCUACAGAUGCUUCAGACAAGGUUUCCCUUGGACUACUACAGUAUCCCGUUCCCCACGCCGACCACCCAGCUGACCGGGAGGGAUGCGAGCUUAAGCAGCAACCCUUACUCUGGCGACCUCACCAAGUUCGGCCGAGGCGACGCCUCCUCCCCGGCGCCGGCGACCACCCUGGCGCAGCCUCAGCAGAACCAGACCCAGACUCACCACACCACCCAGCAGACGUUCCUGAACCCAGCCUUGCCGCCUGGCUACAGCUACACCAGCCUGCCCUACUACACCGGAGUCCCCGGGCUGCCCAGCACCUUUCAGUACGGACCAGCGGUGUUCCCCGUGGCUCCUACUACUUCCAAGCAACACAGCGUGAAUGUCAGCGUGAACGCCUCGGCCACUCCCUUCCAGCAGCCCAGCGGUUAUGGGUCCCAUGGAUACAGCACGGGCGUGUCGGUAACAUCCAGUAACACGGGAGUGCCAGACAUCUCUGGCUCAGUUUACUCCAAAACACAGCAGUCUUUCGAGAAGCAGGGAUUCCACACCGGGACCCCGGCGGCCUCGUUCAACCUGCCCUCGGCUCUGGGCAGCGGCGGCCCCAUCAACCCCGCCACGGCGGCGGCCUAUCCGCCCGCCCCGUUCAUGCACAUCCUGACCCCCCAUCAGCAGGCCCACUCCCAGAUCUUGCACCACCACCUGCAGCAGGAUGGACAGACACGGAGUGGCGUCCAGCGCAACCAAGGGAACUCCAUCCCGCAGAAAUCCCAGGCCAACAAGUCGGCCUACAACAGCUACAACUGGGGCGCCAACUGAGCGAGAGCGGAGAGAGGCUUCGAGGCGGCUCCUCCACACUUCCACCGAGAGACGGAUCGAAGAGCGACGGCGACCGAAGCAAGAAGGAAGACCUCUGUUCCUCCCCCCUCAACCACCACCUGGGGGGGAGGGUUUGGAAAAGUCCUCUCCCCUCCCCUUCCCCACGGCACGGCCCUCCAGCGCCAGCCGGCUCGGCCGGCCAGAUCCUGCACUCUUUCCCUCCUCUUCCCAGCCACCUUCCCCCUAUUGUAUGUAAUAUAGAAUUUGUAUCUUUCAUUUCCCCCCCCCAACCUUUCCUUUUCUCUGUUUAUUUCUCCUCUGCAUUCAUUCAAAUUACGAGCCGUUCAGCCGUAGGGGCCUUUUUUUGUUUUGUUUUUGCUUUUGUUUUCUACUCCUUUUACUCCUUCUCUUACCUUCCUCUCCCCUGCACCCUCCCCCCUUUGCCAGAAAUGACCCUGUUCCUCUUCUCUCCCCCCCCCGGCGGAUCCAAAGGAGACAACAGCUGGAAUACCCUUUCCGCCUUCCUACAGUGCCCCCCGAUCCUUUAUUAUUAGGAAUAAGAACAGUAAUUGAUAUGAACAGCGUUGUAAGAUUAAUUAGUUGAAGUGUUUUUUUUUUGUACUGUGUUCUAAAUUUAAUGGAUAAAUGUGUCUUGUAUAUAAAAACGAAAACCCCA
Molecule: messenger RNA, 4120 nt
Organism: Pogona vitticeps (central bearded dragon)
Lineage: Eukaryota; Metazoa; Chordata; Lepidosauria; Squamata; Agamidae
Source: RefSeq, a predicted model, not a curated record